AUGGAGCAGCACCACCACCAUUACGAUUACGCACCUUCGCAGCCGAGCCAAGCUCCUCCCGGACUGGACGCCGUCCCUAAUGGCACAGCAAAUGCCGCCGCCUCUCCGGCAGUGGGUAUGAAGCCCAUUCGUCGGCGCAAUCGCAUGAUUAAUAGUUGCUUGGAAUGCCGCAAGCGCAAAUUGAAAUGUAGCAAGACCUCUCCAGCUUGCAUGAACUGUCUCAAGUCGGGCCGCGACUGCUUGUACAUUGGCCCUAAACUGGACGAGGCAUCUCAACUGCGAUUAGCAGAGAUCAAGGAGAAGCAAGGCUCAUUAGAACGACAACUUGAACGGGAUGUUGCCAAGUCGACAACCUCGAAAAGUGCCCUGCAGCAACGCAUUCUGGCUGAUGAGGUCGAGGAUGACUAUGACGAAGAGCGCGACCUGGAGGCGACGCCCCUGGUGGCAUUGGACAUGACCUAUGAAGACGAUGCAGACGGGGGCACUGACGAGAUGAUCGAUCUCGGUAUUCAAAUCGGCAAGAUGCGCAUCACUGAAAGGAUUGGUGGACUGGCAAGGCCAAGAUUAUCAGAUGAGUUAUCCGCCGGUCUGUCAGGCCAGCGCUCGCCCGCACCAACGCCGAGCUACGGAGGCACGCCGUCUGGUGGACUGCCUCCAGGAAUGGGGCCCCCACCCGGCAUGGAUAAUAUGUCUGAUGGGGGUACGUCUGAAAUGUCGAUGCCGGAUUUCCUGAAACCUGGCGCUCAAUUUCUUGCGCCGGGCAGUGGGUUCUUCUUCGGACAGGUGGUUGAGCAACCGUCCAUCCUGUCAUUCUUGCCUCACAGACCUCAGGCGGACAAACUUAUGAGGCAGUACUUCUCAGCUGUCCAUCCUAUAGCACCUUGCUGCCAUCGACCUACACUUGAGAAUCUAUACGCGCAGUUCUGGGAAGAAGUCAACGCAAACUAUGAGCCGCGCCCAUCGAUGCAGGCGGUCAUCUUUGCCGCAUUAUUCAGUGGCGCUGUGGCUAUGGACGAGAAUGAGGUAUACCAAGAGCUGGGACCCUUCCCGAAAGGCAACUGGAUGGCUAGUUUGAAGCUGGGAACCGAGACUGCCCUGGGAAAAGCCAACUUUUUGCGAACGACCAAGGUGGAAACAAUGCAGGCGUUCAUCAUGUACAUGCUCCCAUUGUGCAGAGCGGAGGUCUCACGGGCGCAUUCUGUACUCGUAGGCGCCGCAGCUCGGAUGGCUGAGUGCAUGGGGCUGCAUCGAGACGGUGACGCAUAUGGGCUUUCACCGCUGGAGACACAUGUUCGCCGUCUAUUGUGGCAUCAGCUAUGCUUUUUGGACGUUCGUACCUGCGAAGCUCAAGGGCCGAAGCCUGUCAUCAGAAGGGAGGACUAUGACACAAAGCUACCGAUCAACUGCAACGAAGAAGACUUUACUCAUGCAAUAGUACCACCGGAAGCCUCUGAGCAUUUCACAACCAACACGCUAGCCUUGAUACGCUUUGAGAUUAAUGAAAUGAUGCGGAUCAUCUGGCUCGACAGGCGACGGCUCGAAGUACGCAAGACAACGCUGACUGCUGUUCUUACUAAGAUCGAGAACUUUAGACGGCGUAUGUCGGAGAAGUACGAUCACCUACUGGAUACCACCCAACCGAUGCAACGCUACGCCAAGUGUGUCAUGUACCUCUUGACCUACCGCCUACACGUAAUGGUACUUCACCCUUACCACUCCAAUGCCGCAAGCCCUAUGCCCCCACGCCUUGGCUCGCUGCUGAUAACUUCUGGUAUCCUAAUUUGUGAGCUUGCGAUACAGCUGGAGACAAAUCAGAACUUUCAGGAGUGGUCCUGGUACCUGGGAGCUUAUUUCCAAUAUCAAAUUGCGCUGCUUCUGGCGACAGAGGUCUACUUUCGCCCAAUGUCCCGCGAAGCAGACCGUAUAUGGGCAUGUCUGGACUACGUCUUUGGCAUGGAUCGCCGGCUGCCGCCUGAGGUGAAAGGACCACAACUCUUGGCGGAAGUGCAGGGCAAGACCGCUGUAUACAUGCGUAUGCGCAAGAUGCGAGGUCCGAGCAGCUUAGCCAGGGCCCAAACAUCGACGAGUGUUGUUGGUGGUACUAGCAGAGCAAAUUCGGUUGCGUCUCUCAGCGGCUACUCUUCCCAGCACAUGUCGCCCGCACCAAACAUGAAGACAGAAGCACUGGCUACACCGCCGCCGAUGCAGCCAGGCAUGCCGCCUCAACAACCACAGCCACAGAUGGUGUUCGCUGGCGUUUCGGAUGGCCAAGCUCUGUGGAGUUUGCCGCCGAUGCACCACGAAAGCCCCGGCAGCAGCGACACAUCGAGCGUGGGACAUACUCAAGGUGUAAACAUGACAGCUCCUCACUCUGCAGCCAUGGGCAAUAUUAUGGAUACUAUUGAUUGGGAUACUAUGUACGCUCUCUUCCCAAAUGAUCCAUCAACUGGUGGUCUUAGCAUACAAGGAUAUCAUGACCCAACCUUUGGAAUGUUUAAUUGGUCUGCUACGGCUCAAUAG
This is a messenger RNA of Truncatella angustata, 2520 nucleotides long. RefSeq lists its product as uncharacterized. The transcript has 4 exons. Gene Ontology annotation, biological process: regulation of DNA-templated transcription; DNA-templated transcription. The record is from RefSeq and is a predicted model, not a curated record. Lineage: Eukaryota; Fungi; Ascomycota; Sordariomycetes; Amphisphaeriales; Sporocadaceae. The coding region runs from base 1 to 2520 and encodes 839 amino acids. Gene Ontology annotation, molecular function: zinc ion binding; DNA-binding transcription factor activity, RNA polymerase II-specific; DNA binding.